CGGCGGAGCCCGGGUGGGAGCGCCCCGCCGGGAGAUGCGGCUGCGACCCGGCGCGCUCCUGCCGGCGCUGUGCCUCGGCGCCGCCGUCCCCCUGCUGUGGUACGCGGCGUGGCAGCGCAGCCGAGGUGGCACAUGUUGGGUAGACCUACAGAAAGCCAUGUCUAAGAUUCUCUGAGCCUACGUUGGAAAGAGAAAACUGAUGCUCUUUUCCAAAAAUAAAUUAGAAGAUCUCUUCCCAUAGCACCUCUGAGACCUGCAGACGUGGCUUGUUACGUGACUGUUUCAGGAAAUGAGUUAGACAUGUACCAAAGCCAGUUUCUGGAACUUCGACAGAGACUAUUGUAUGCUGAAAAGGAAAAUAAAAAGAGAUCGCACGAACUGAGCAGUGCCCUAGAUGAAAUUAAACAUGUAGUUGCAAAAAGAAUGAACUUAACAAAUCAUACAGAUGAUACGAAGUGGAAAAUGUUAAACCUUACCAGAAAACUCCCCAUGCAUCUUACAAACAUGUACUACUAUCUACCUCACCUUCGAGAGUAUGAAGAUGCCAUUUUCCCAGAUAUUAUUUUUGGGCGACAGAGAACUGGAGUUUCACUGGUGAUGGGUAUUCCUACCGUGAAAAGGGAAAAACAAGAUUAUCUGAUUAAUACGCUGCAUUCCCUACUGUAUGAACUUUCUGAAGAGCAGAAGAAUGACUGUGUAAUAAUCAUCUUUGUAGCAGAGGUGAAUGCACAGUAUGUUAACAGAGUUGCAGAAAGUGUUAAAACCAGCUUCCCCACAGAAAUCCAGUCUGGAGUCUUAGAGGUUAUUUCUCCUCCUGCUUCCUAUUACCCAGAUCUUUCCAACCUGAAGAAAACACUUGGGGAUUCGGAGGACAGAGUAAGGUGGAGAACUAAACAGAAUCUGGAUUAUAGCUUUUUAAUGCUAUAUGCCCAGCCUAAGGGAACAUUUUAUUUACAGCUAGAAGAUGAUAUAAUAGCCAAACCUGGUUAUAUUCAAAGUAUAAAAGACUUUGCUGCUAAGCAGUCCCAAGAGUGGAUGAUUCUGGAGUUCUCCCAGCUUGGAUUUAUUGGAAAAUUGUUUAAAUCGGAAGACUUGCCACUCAUAGUGGAUUUUUUUCUCAUGUUCUAUAAAGAUAAGCCCAUAGACUGGCUUAUGGACCACCUGCUCUGGGUUAAAGUGUGCAAUCCAGAAAAGGAUGCAAUACACUGUGAAAAGGAAAAGGCAAAGUUACGUAUCCGUGCUAAACCAUCUCUCUUUCAGCAUGUAGGAAUUUAUUCAUCAUUGGCUGGGAAGAUACAAAAUUUGAAAGAUAAAGAUUUUGGCCAAAACGUGCUACAUAAAGCACAUAAUAAUCCACCUGCAAAAGUGGAUACAAGCCUAAGAAUAUACCAGCAAUAUACCUUGGAAAAAGUUUAUAAAGGAAAAGACUGGUUUUGGGCUUCAGCUCCAGUGGCAGGUGACUACAUCAGCUUCACCUUUUUAAAUCCACUAAAAGUUGAAAAGUAUUUUUUCAGGAGUGGUAACAUGGAGCACCCAGGUGACAAACUGUUUAACACCACCGUGGAAGUGUUGCCAGCUGAUGAAAUGCUAAGGAAAGAACUGGUUGACAAUGGAGGUAAAUUUAACUACCCAGCAACCAAAGACGGAUAUUUAAAAAUAGGGGCUUUUGAAAAUGGAAUUGCAGAAGGCAGUGUCGAUCAGUCAAUAGGAAAAAUACAGGCUAUUCGUUUAAUGGUCAAUUCUGAUUCUCCUGUAUGGGCAAUCAUUAGUGAGGUACUUAUCAAGGCAUCUGAAAACUGAAAAAAACGAUUUCUUUUGCCAUGUCACUUGUUACAAAUUGCUUGUAAACUAGGCCAACAGCAACAAAAAACUGGCUGGGUGAAAAGAACAAAUCCAAACCCAUUUAAUUCUUAAUACUGUGUAUUAGGAAAGAGUUGAGAUAAUAUUGUUUAUAUAAAGAUUUAAUAGUUAAAAGAUAUAAAGAACCCAGUUAUGUUAGUAAUUUCUAUAAGAUAUUCUUGAUAAGGUGUUUUAUAUAAAAAUCUCACCUUAGCAUGGCAACAUUCGAUACAUAUUGUGAUAAACAAUUGAUAAGGCAUUACAGCCUGUCUCAGGGACUUAAGCAAAAAAGUAUGGUAAGUUUCACCAGAACUAAAAAUAUGGAUGUUUUUGAAAAAUAUUAAGGACACAGUUUUCAACUCCACUAAGAACUAGUCAGUUUUGGAGGGAAAGUAGAAACUGAAAAAAAAGUUGUCAAUAUUCAUUGCAAGUAUUUAGAGCAGUCCACAGAAACAGGAACAUCUUGAAAACAUGAAAAUGAAUCUCAAACUUAACAGAAGUGUGUUUCAGCCUUAAUGUAGCAUAAGUUAUGUUUAAUAUUUUUUAAAUAGGAAGUGCCUACAAUUUACCAUUUGAAUAACUUGAAACUUAAAGAGGUAUUGUUUGGAGGAUUGUAAAUCUUUUCAGUGAAUUGUGCAUUGAAUUAAAUACAGAAAAUAAUAAGGGUAUUAUGUAUGACUAUAUUUUUGUAGAAAGUAAAUUAUUUAAAUAAAGUUUUGGAUCCUAUAAUUUGACAGUCAGUAUGUACUGAUACUUAAUUCUUGGUCACAAGGCAAAACUCAAUAUAAAUUUGAAAAUAGAAGGUAUACCACAGUAGUCUGAUUUGAAAUGUUUUUGAGAAAUUACAAUCCACCUUGGACAUCCACCUGUUAAUGUGCAGAAUUCCUGGAUUGCUUCCUUAAUAUUUGCAGCAUGGUUGUGCCCUCAUUCUCCUGCACAUGCAUUGCAUCGUAACAGCAGACAGCGAGAAAUAAACUGCACUGUACACUUGUGCAUGGAUUUAUAUUAAAUGGGUUAAAUUAA
Messenger RNA from Falco peregrinus (peregrine falcon), 2862 nucleotides. It is a transcript of the gene MGAT4D, whose product is annotated as MGAT4 family member D. The transcript is spliced from 16 exons. Gene Ontology annotation, cellular component: endoplasmic reticulum-Golgi intermediate compartment; Golgi stack; endoplasmic reticulum. The coding region runs from base 301 to 1800 and encodes 499 amino acids. Gene Ontology annotation, molecular function: acetylglucosaminyltransferase activity. The record is from RefSeq and is a predicted model, not a curated record. Lineage: Eukaryota; Metazoa; Chordata; Aves; Falconiformes; Falconidae. Gene Ontology annotation, biological process: protein N-linked glycosylation.